Trichomonas vaginalis G3 is the source of this 2265-nucleotide messenger RNA. RefSeq lists its product as uncharacterized. The transcript has a single exon. The record is from RefSeq and is a predicted model, not a curated record. Bases 1 to 2265 code for a protein of 754 amino acids. Lineage: Eukaryota; Parabasalia; Trichomonadida; Trichomonadidae.
AUGGAUUUUUUGAAGAUUUGUUGGAACUCAAAGUUAACAAGAGAAGAAUUCAAAGAAAAAUAUCAAAGUUUUGAAGAAGAGAAGCAAAUUGCAAUAUUAAAAGGCCUUGCUCAGCUAAGUAACUCACCAGAAAAUUCAAACAUGUAUUUUAUGCAAUACUUUUAUGCAGUUUUAGAACAAAAUCCAUUCAAAUCAUUCAUAAAUAUUGAUACUAACAAUAAAACAGAAAUCGACAGUUGUAACAGACUUUUACAACAAUAUGGCGAUCGCCUAUUCAAUUUUCUUCCAAUUGGAACAUAUGAAUCUGCGCACUCAUCUAUGUUAGCUUUAAAAAUUAUACUUUUAUGCCAAAAUUCAGAACUCAGAAAAAGCGCCUUAAUUCAAGUGAAUCAUUCUCAAAUUUUUCGAGUACUUAUUGCUUCGUCAAGAGUUUAUGAUGCAAAAGAAUUCAAUUAUGUACACGAAUUGUAUUACAAUCACCCAGAAAGCAAAGAAAUUCGAAAUAUUGUCGAAAUGCCUGAACUUACAUUGAAAAAACUUGAGUUAAAAGACAAGUUUAUUGACCUACAAGAGAUUGUUAACGUUGCCAUUCUCUCGUACAACCCAUGGCUCCUCAAAAAUGACUUAUUUGAUUAUUUUCAGCCGCAAUUAAAUUAUGAAUACUAUAUUUCGCUUAUCAAACGAUACAUUUCAGCUCCAAACUUAUUCAUUGCAUUUAUUUUAACAAACUUUUUUCUUUAUAUCGAAGAAAAUGGUAUUUUCAAUUAUUCUGGUCAAAAAUUCAAACCAGAGAUAUUGAAAAAGCAUUUAAAUAAUCUUUAUACGUAUUCAACAUCUCCUAUUCCAAUUCCAUUUGAUGAAUUAUUUCCAUAUUUGUCAACUUAUCCCGAAAAUUUGCCAGUUGAAAAACUUUACGAAGAAUCAAGACAACAUCCAGUUCUUUCAUCAUUUAUAUAUGAUAGAUUUAUGGAAACUUUCAAAUCUGGCGACAACCAGACAUCAAUUAUAUUAAUGAAGCAAAUAAUAGAGAAUCCAUUAGAGUUUAUGUACUAUUUUUAUGUUAUGGGAAAGAAUGAAGAAAUUAUUAAUUAUUUAUUAGAUGUUGCAGAAAACACAACCGAUGAAUCACUCUUUCAUCAUUCAUGGACAUCUGUUGUAUCAAUGAUGAGACUCAGUGUUUGUGAUGGUUCUCCAAUAGCCCUCAAAAAUAAUGAUCGGUUUUUUAAAGAAAGAAAAAGCCCAGCAAUGAUUAUUCUUCGUUGCAUGCUAGACGAAAAUUGGUCAGAAAGUGAAAUUACACCUGUUACAACUAUUGAAGAAUGUUUGAAUCAAGUUCUUCCUAUUAUGACAAGUGUAAAGUUUUUAUGUUAUUUGUUCACAGAAACAAAUAAGAAUCUGUUGAUAAGAGCUUUGGCACAUAUUGAAGAGUGCCAAAUUUUAUAUUUACCUGUCAUUAUCUGGGGAACGAAAACAAAAACACCUUUAGCAAGGCAGAUACCUACAAAAAACAUUCCUGAUACUUUAAUACAUAAAUACAUGCUGAAUCAGAUGCUACUAUUUUCAGCUCUUCCAGCACGAAUUACUGGAUGGAAUUUAGAUGUUCCUGAUUAUCUGACAGCAAUAAUGAUGCCAGAAACACACAAUACAAUGAAUUUGUUCCUAAUUGUUAGAGGUUUGGAGUUGAUCAACUCAAUUAACAUAACUGACACCACAGACAUCACCGACAUGUUUAAAAUAUGGCGUGCAUUGAUUCAUAUUCAUGGCGGAAAAAAGUUUGCCAGUUCUGUAAUUUCAGGUUUAAUGUGGUGUUCAAAAGUUAGCCAAGAAAAUGCUUUUGAUCCAAGUCUCUUCAUUGUUUGCGCAUACCAUUUCAUGAUAUUAUCAGAUCUAACUAAUGAUUUUAUGCCUCAAUCAUGUGAAGCUAUUUUAGAAUUCCUUGAAAGCGGGAAUGAUAUGAAUAAUGCUGAUGCUUUUGCCACAUUUUGUAUAUUAUGCAUUCUUGCAUGCGAUUAUGACAAUAUGGUGAAAUAUUUCACCAAAAUAUUCCAGAAAUCAAUACAAAUAUUAGAGAAUGGCAAAUAUCUGUUUACUGAAAUGACUGAUUAUGCUGUUAGAUUCAUUUGUGAUGCUAUGUAUUCAAAGUCUUUGAUUACUUUGGUUCCAGAUAAUGCUUAUGAGUAUUUGCAAAGAAUGAAUAACUGGAAUGGAAUAAUUUACUUUUACAUUGCAAAAGCUGAAUCUCUUACUCAAUCAAAUAAUUUAUAG